Molecule: messenger RNA, 1185 nt
Organism: Erigeron canadensis
Lineage: Eukaryota; Viridiplantae; Streptophyta; Magnoliopsida; Asterales; Asteraceae
Exons: 2
Coding region: 85-933 (282 amino acids)
Source: RefSeq, a predicted model, not a curated record
AAUAAAUCAUACGCCGGCGCUUUCUUCCGAUCUCCAACCACCUUAUACGGCGGCGCUUUCUUUUCAAUCUUGGUUUGACUUGCAAUGACUAAAGUUAAGGAGCCACAAAAAGCUGGAUCAAAGAGUCAUCGGGCAGACCCAUAUUCUCUAAGGCCAUUACAUUUGAAGGUUAUGAAGAAAUCUUGUCGCAAGAAAGAAAUAAAGGUAUCUGAGAAGAAGGAAUGGCUAGAUGCAAACUGUUCUGUUUGUAUGGAGUACCCUCACAAUGCUGUUCUUUUACUUUGUUCCUCGUAUCAUAAGGGUUGCCGCCCAUACAUGUGUGCAACUAGUCGUCGCUUUUCCAAUUGUUUGGAACAGUAUAAGAAAGCCUAUACCAAAGUGAACUCAACCAAAAGUGUACAGUCACAGGAUGGGUCAACUGAUGAUACAAAUUUUGGUUUAGGUUCUGGUGUCCAAUUAUUAUGCCCACUUUGCCGUGGUCAGGUAAAAGGAUGGACCGUGGUGAAACGGGCUCGCAAGUUUCUCAAUUCUAGGAAGAGGAGUUGCAUGCAAGAUGACUGCUCGUUUGUUGGAUCAUACAAAAAGUUAAAGAAGCAUGUGCGGGAAAAUCACCCUUUAUCCCGACCUCGAGAAGUGGACCCGUUGGUUGUAGAGAAAUGGAAGAAGCUUGAGAAUGACCGAGAAUUAGAUGAUGUGAUUAGCACAAUUAACUCAACAAUGCCCGGGGCAAUAAUAAGGGGGGAUUAUGUCAUAGAAAGGAAUAACCGGAGACAUUCCAGAGAACAUUUUGGCAAUCGUGGAAGGCACUAUGAAUCGGAGGACUCAUUAUCAGAGGACUUCAUUGAGUCAUCUGAUGACGAGGUGCAUUUUAGUUAUUACGCUCCCCGCAUUGAUCGCCGCCCAGUUAGGGUGUAUAGGGGUAGGGGGCGUUAGCUUAAUGUAGACUGAGCUCUUAUUCCAGUUGGCGACUCAGGUCAGGGCAUGGAUCGGAUCAACCAACUGUGUGUUGGAUGGCACAGGGUUUUUUCUUUUAAGCGGUUGUGGUUUUUGAGGUUUCAAUUUGCUUAUGGGCUUUAUAUAUAUUUAUCAAUAUCAAUUUGUGGGUUUGGACAUUUGAAAUUUCUGACCCACAAUAAUUGAGUUCCUGCACAGCAUAAGACUUAAGAUAUGUUUCCCUUUUUUUUU